Molecule: messenger RNA, 702 nt
Organism: Rhipicephalus sanguineus (brown dog tick)
Lineage: Eukaryota; Metazoa; Arthropoda; Arachnida; Ixodida; Ixodidae
Product: QRFP-like peptide receptor
Exons: 2
Coding region: 1-702 (233 amino acids)
Biological process (GO): G protein-coupled receptor signaling pathway
Cellular component (GO): plasma membrane
Molecular function (GO): G protein-coupled receptor activity
Source: RefSeq, a predicted model, not a curated record
AUGAACGUCAAGAAGGAGGCAAAGAAAAACGAUGAAAAUGUUUCAACGCCCUCCCGAAAGCGCCCGCAGAGCAACACCGCUGUGGAGCGCAGAAGCCGCCUGAUCCCGUUCCUGGAGCUCGUGGUGGCGCACGUGUCUAUCCUGACCAUACUGGCCAUCAGCUUCGAGCGCUACUACGCCAUCUGCCAGCCACUCAAAGCUGGCUACACGUGCACGAAGACACGCGCGCUCGGCAUCAUCACCGCCUUAUGGCUUCUGUCUACGUUGGUCACCAGUCCGAUGCUGUUGGUGUCCCAGUACGGCUGGGUGGAGUACUAUGACGGAAGUACGGUGCCUUCGUGCGGCACCUCGUUCGGGCGACCUUGGCGGCGUCUGUACAUUGUGGCCACAAUGGCACUGCUCUUUGCAUUACCCUUCUUCGUGCUUGUUAUCGUGUACGCGAGCAUAGCGUGCCAGCUUGUGCGGCAACGCGCCAUCGGUAGCACUCCGGUUCCCGAAGAGGCGCACCUGCAGGCUCGCCGCCAGCUGGUAUUCAUGCUGGUCGCCGUCGUGGUCAGCUUCUUCGUCUGCUUGCUACCCUACCGGAUGCUCAUCCUCUGGAUCAUCGUCUCUCCCGCACCAGUCGAAGCGCAGGUAAAAAGCUUUUGUCGCUUCGCAAUAAGGGGCGCUGCAACGCUACAUGAAAAGGCGAGUCAAAUGUGA